Messenger RNA from Rotaria sp. Silwood2, 789 nucleotides. NCBI's taxonomy places the organism in Eukaryota, Metazoa, Rotifera, Eurotatoria, Philodinida, Philodinidae. The record is from the annotation of a GenBank genome assembly.
AUGGGUAUGGCACAUGUAACUAGUGGUCGAGGGACAUUUACCUAUCAAGAUUUGAUAAAUUCAAAUCCACCAACAUUACCUAAAUCAUUUAUUCCAAAAAGUCUUCUUAAACGUAUGUUAAUUCGUGAAAAUGAAUUACGUUUAUCCGAUGAAUAUCAAAAACGCUAUUGUGAAGCAGAAAAAACGUCAUCAUCAUCUUGGUUAGAUGUAACUGAUGAAUUACAACGACAAAUUAUUCGUGAAUUCAAUUUAGAUGAUGAAAUAGAUGAUGCAUUAUUAUGUUUAAGAUGUGCAACACAAAUUUAUCCUGAUUUAAAACAUAUUCCACUUUAUGUUCAAUAUAAUCGAGCUAAAGAUGGUGAUUUACAAAUAGGUGAUAUUGCACCUAACGUUCCAGUUGUUCAACUUGAUGGACAAGAAAGUCAAUUAUUUGAUGGAUUAAAAUCUUCAUCAACAGUAUUAAUUGCACAUGCACAAGAUGAAUGGCCUAUUUGUAGUUCACGAUGGAGUCCAACACAAAUGCCAAUUAAAUAUAAUCAAACUCAUACAAUUGAGGAACGUUUAACAGUUGCAAAAGAUUUUAUUCGAGAUUUUAAUUUUGAAAUGUCUGUUGUAAUUGAUAAAACAGAAGAAAAUUUAUUUGAAAAAUUAUAUUCAUCAUGGCCUGUGCGAAUAUAUGUUAUUGAUAAAGAUUAUCGUUUGACAUAUAAAGCUCAACCAAAUGAAAGUAUGUUAGAAUUGAAUGAAUUAAUUGAACAUCUACAAUUAAUUAUUAAAUCAAAUGAAUAA